This is a messenger RNA of Lottia gigantea (owl limpet), 1577 nucleotides long. RefSeq lists its product as hypothetical. NCBI's taxonomy places the organism in Eukaryota, Metazoa, Mollusca, Gastropoda, Lottiidae. Gene Ontology annotation, cellular component: nucleus. Gene Ontology annotation, molecular function: RNA polymerase II cis-regulatory region sequence-specific DNA binding; DNA-binding transcription factor activity, RNA polymerase II-specific; protein dimerization activity. The record is from RefSeq and is a predicted model, not a curated record. Bases 63 to 1376 code for a protein of 437 amino acids. Gene Ontology annotation, biological process: regulation of transcription by RNA polymerase II. The transcript has 8 exons.
ACUAUAGUCAUAUUCGAACACUUGAUUAUUUCAAUUUUUAAAGAAAUAAUCAUUCAGGGGAAAUGAUCUCGACCAACGAUUAUCCGCAUGAAAAGAAUGAAAGUUUUAUUCAACCUCAGAUUCUUAAAAAAGCGCUACUUGAUGACGCUUUUGAAGACGAAAUUUUAGAUUUUGAAGAAUUGGUUAAAACGUUGGGAGCAAGUCAACAGUCUUUUGACAUAGAAUCAAUCAUUGAAGAACCAAAAUCAGCAUCAGGAUCACUGGAAAUGGUGAAAAGUCACAACAUUCUUUCUGAUGUAUACAACAAUCAAAAUGAUGCUGAUGAUACUCAGUCUCUCCAGUUUAAUUCUUCUCUGGAUGCUACUCAGGUGGAUUUGGAUAGAUUUAUCAUGGAUAUUAUGGAGACAUCAACUACAACAGCAUAUCAAUCAAACUACCAUCAUCAAGAACCCACUCAACAUUGCAAUACAUCUCAAUCCUCCAACUAUAUUAGUAACUCUUCAAUCUGCUCAACACCUAAGUCUGGUUCUCCACCCUCUCCAGUACUGCCAAUAUUACUAUCCUCGUCAUCAACACCAACACUAAUACCAACAACAGUAUUACCAACACCGUCAUCAACACUAUUACCAGCUGCCUCAUCAACAUUAUUACCAGCUGCCUCAUCAACAUUAUUACCAGCUGCCUCAACAACAACAUCAAAAUUAUUACCAACUGCCUCAACAACACCAACAACAUUAUUACCAGCAACAGUUCAUCAUACAACUAAAUCUCAGUCCAAUAAACCUACAGCUAACAUCCCUAGACAUUUACGUGAAUCACAUAUAAGAGCAGAACGAAAACGACAAUCAAAAAUUAAGAAUGCCAGGGAACAAUUGAAAGACCUGUUGGGUUUACAGAGAGCCAGUGAAAAUAAAAUAGUAGAAAAAGCUGUGGAAAGAUGUCGAUUCCUAAAGGCCGAACUGGUCAGGAUGGACAAUGAGUCCUCCAAGCUUAAAAAGGAAAAGGAGGCUUUAGAUGCUGAUAUAGACGUAUUUAUUAAAAACCUACCACCAACAUUAGAUGAUCAACGCCUGACAUGUGGCAGUUCUUUGACUGGUCUUUAUCAUAAAUAUUACUCUCGACCACAGAAUCACAAUACUAAAUUCAAUAUAUUUGAGAGAAUAAUGAUGCCUCUGUUCCAGUCAUAUGUUGAACAUGUAGAAAAGACGCACACCAAAGAAGAAUUUAACCAUGGUUUACAAACAUGGUGUAAACAGAAUCUCAGUCUAAUCAGUCUCCGACAUAAAAUAACUUUUGGUCUAUUGGACUGGCAGAAGUCGUCAAACUUAGUCAUGCAUAGCCCCGUUGUUAAAGCCUCAACUAAACGACAAUCAUAGCCAUUAUGUUAAUGGUUGUUAAUAUAUGUAAAUAGUAUUAAAAUUCAUAUAAAAUACUUUAAUCCUAAAAAAGAAAAUGAUAAUGGAAAAAGAACAUAUCAUUCUAUAUAUAAUACUCAUUAUGUACAAUUAGUAUUUAUAAAGAUAUAUACAUUUAGAAACAUUAGAGAAAACGGAUAAUAAAGUAGCCAUCUCAGAUAG